Molecule: messenger RNA, 300 nt
Organism: Aspergillus niger
Lineage: Eukaryota; Fungi; Ascomycota; Eurotiomycetes; Eurotiales; Aspergillaceae
Exons: 3
Coding region: 1-300 (99 amino acids)
Source: RefSeq, a predicted model, not a curated record
AUGAAUGCCGAUGAGAAAACCACUACCUCAGUCCUACCCUCUGGGCCAACUCCUUCGCAAAAUGCUUCUAUCCUUCGAAGGAUUGCACCGAAUGGGUGGACUAGACAGCCUCCUACUUUGAGGUCUGUGCACCAUACCCCGUCUCCAAGAUUGGUUAGCCGACCACGAGGAUAUGAUGAUCCUCAAGUUGAUUAUAUGCUCCGCAAAUCAUUAUGGAUGAUACAAAAUUUGUACAGGUCCAAUCCCAGUAAUGCUGAGGAGAAACAGAGUUCGCGUGAAUCAAUGGAUCGCUCAGUAUAA